CCACGUGGCUGCAAUCGUAUAUGAGGCCUGUUCUUUUCAGUUAAAUUUCUUGCACGAUUCAUCUUUUCUCUUUUUCUCUCUAACAUGGAAAGAAAAGGAAGAAAGAUGAACUGUGCAAAAAGUUCAGCCGAAAGGAACAGCCUAUGAACUGGCAUCCCUGUCGGAUGCAGAUCCGACAUUGCAGAAAUGAGUCUUUUCGCCGAUCAGCUGUUUUGCAACAUCGCCAUAUUCUGAACGACUCGUGCAGAUGUGCGAUAAAAUCACGAUCAAAUAUAUUAUCGAUGAUAAUGAUAAAUAGUUACUCGUAAACUGAGUAUCGCAAAUGUACUGAGUACGAAUGAUCGAAUGAGUCGCGACGAAAAUGCUAUCGAGUGAUAUUUUAUUCGCAGACGAAUUAUGAGGAUUUUACGGUAUUAUUCGUGUAAUGGAGAAUCCAUCGACAAAUACGACAAAUGAUGAUGAUUCUCUCGUCAAAUUUUAAUUAGCGGACGAAGUUAAUAUUUUAUCACAUGGACAAUUCAUGACGCCUGGAUUUAUCGAUGGCCAUACUCAUGCAGUUCAAUUCCCAAAUCUGGGACUGGGUUAUAAUAAGUGUCUUUUAGAUUGGUUGGAAACUUACACUUUUCCAAUUGGAAAAAGAAUAUAUUGAUAUGAAAUUUGCAAAGAACGUGUUUGAAGCAGUUGUGAAACGAACCAUAGGGAUGGGAACAACGACAGCAUGUUACUUUGCAUCUUUAUAUGCUGAGGCAUCAAUGAUCCUUGCGGAGAAGGCUGCGGAAUUGGGUCAACGAGCUUUCAUCGGGAAAGUAAAUAUGAACACUCCACGUGACGAUGGAUAUUGCGAAAGCACUGAGAAGUCAGUCAAAGAUACCUUAGCUUUCAUAAAGUCUAUUGAAAGAAUAGGGACUCUUUUCAGACGUUUCAGGUGGAGUUAG
Messenger RNA from Pogonomyrmex barbatus (red harvester ant), 935 nucleotides. It is a transcript of the gene DhpD, whose product is annotated as guanine deaminase. Gene Ontology annotation, cellular component: cytosol. Gene Ontology annotation, biological process: guanine catabolic process. Gene Ontology annotation, molecular function: guanine deaminase activity; zinc ion binding. The record is from RefSeq and is a predicted model, not a curated record. NCBI's taxonomy places the organism in Eukaryota, Metazoa, Arthropoda, Insecta, Hymenoptera, Formicidae.